Molecule: messenger RNA, 13657 nt
Organism: Belonocnema kinseyi
Lineage: Eukaryota; Metazoa; Arthropoda; Insecta; Hymenoptera; Cynipidae
Gene: unc-13
Exons: 20
Coding region: 581-9895 (3104 amino acids)
Biological process (GO): presynaptic dense core vesicle exocytosis; synaptic transmission, glutamatergic; dense core granule priming
Cellular component (GO): synaptic vesicle membrane; plasma membrane; neuromuscular junction
Molecular function (GO): phospholipid binding; diacylglycerol binding; calcium ion binding
Source: RefSeq, a predicted model, not a curated record
AUGAUCUUAUCGGAAGAGUUCGAAGGCGUUUCAGCGAGUGUGUUUAGUGCGUGUAAUAACAGAACUUCCUACUUCCUAGUUUGUUAUCGAUCUUCAGAAACCAGUAGCUGACGGUCACGUAGACAAAGUUGACAGUGAGUGAGAUAUGUGAGGGAAAGAGGCAGCCAAAAGGAGAAGAGAAGAGAAGACAAGAUUAAAGAAAACAAGAGAGAAAAGGAAGAAAAUAAAGAGGGGAACAAAAUAAGAGGUCAGAAUAAGUCAGGAAAGAAAAUUUCAAAGGGCAAGUGUCAGAAAUUGUUUCCGCUAUGGAGAUCGCUAGACACACUAAAUUCAUAACUUCUUCCAACGUCGACAAGAACAAAGUACCUGUGCUUGAAACUAAAGCGAAAUUCAUGUUCCUGUUCGGUCCACAAGGACGUAUUUGACUUUCCUUUGAUUCCGAUCACGUUUCGACCCAAGCAAUGAAUCGUCUUAAGGAAAAUCAAGAGAUACCUGAGCACAUCGUAUUAGCUUAGGGGAAAGGUUUAGAUUUUUAAGAAACAGCAGGCGUAACGAGAGAUAAGGGAAUUAAAAAAUCAACAUGGAUUCGACGAAACUGGGUGACCCAGCAGCGGAAAGUCCGAGAUCUCACUCGCCUACUCUCGCAAGUUAUGUGAUGACUGAAGACGGGAAUAUUGAUUAUAUCAUUAGCGAUUAUAUGGAAAGACUCGGAACACGCCUUAACAUUCUUGAGACUGAGCUUAAGUAUGCUUGGAGGGCUCUUGAUCUUUUAAGUCAGGAAUAUAUUAAGAUGUGGCAGCGCCUGGAGAAGUUGGAGGGUCUCUUGUGUGAGCAGCAGACUGUAAUCAGUCAGUUGAUCGAGUUUUACACCACUGGUGGGAGUCACGAUCAAGUUGGUACGGUUGAGGACACUUUGGUCAAUCAACAGAGAUCCGAGAGUGAAUUAGAUGCGAUUGAAAAGAGCCUGGGUGCAGCCAUUGGUAUUGAGGAGACGAGUGUGCUCAGGGAGAAAUUAGCACAGCAGGAGCUAGCAAGAAUGCGUGGCUUGGUGCAAGAUAGUACUGUAGCGGCGGUGGUUACCGACAUACAAAGGAACGUGCGGAAUUUGGAAGCCUUAGAAACACUUGAGGAGGAAGAGGGAAACAUUCCCGACGAGGCGUUUUACAGGAGUUUAAAUAAUGCCUACAGAGAGGAUCUUAUUUGUGGGGAUGCCUCGAGACCGACGUCACAGUUAGGGAUGAUAUGGGAGGAGGCAGAGGAGGUGGAGGAUAGUAACGGAAAGAAGGAGGCAGAAAUUAGCACACAUGAGAAGGUAGGGGAUGAGGAGCAGGAGCAGCAGUCUAAGGAGGAAAUUCAACAGAUGACAAUAAAAAAGGCGGAUGAGUUGGAGGAGGAAGAUGGAGAAAUUUUUAGUGCGGCUGACUACAAGACUUACAGAGGAAAUGCUCCCUGUGUCACGGAACAAGACCUCGCCCAAGUCUCUAGACUUAGUGCCAUAGACAAAGUAGCUCUUGAAAAACUCCAGGAACUUGAUAGGCUAGAUUCCAAACUCCAAAAAGACUCCCAGAAUAUAAUAGAAUUCCAAUGUAUGCUCAGAGAUUCCCCGAAACGCCAGUACGCUACAGAAAAUGAAGCGAAGUUAGUAGAAGAAGCGAGCAGCAUAGACGAGCAGAUUAGAAAAAUUUACGCUGAGCCAGAUCUUGAUAGCUGGAUAUACUCCAAAAGUCCAGGAUCAACUGGCAGAUCCAUAUCCCGGGUUAGCACGGAUAGUGGUUUAACAACUGAUGGGGACUUUACAACGAGAUCAUUAUCACCUAGACUGUCUGGUACUUCCAGGAGCAACGUGGACUCGAUGUCUUCAACGUACACUCCACCCAGGUUAGGCUACACUUCAGCUCUCCUUGAGGAAAGCCCAGAACCUGUCGUCCAAAUACCAAUUGAUGUUGGUAAUUUCGCAAAAGGGUAUGCUGAAAAUAAGGAAUUAACUGAUCUGAUGGUCGAGAGCUUUGCAGCAGUGACGUGCGCUUCCCCUACAAUCUACAAUACUACGACGGAUAAGGUGGCGUCGCCAACCCCAUCUGUUGGAAGCAUACAUAGUUUGCAUAGUACUCAAAGCAUCCACAGCGUUAGAACUAGGCAAGACGGAUAUUUCGGAAGUGCUGCUAGAUUAAACUUGGACUUUCAGGAAAGUAGGACACCUCCAAGUCCCUCGCCAAGCUCGCCACCUCCACCAGCGCCUCGUGAUCCCUCAGAAAGCUUCCUUAUGUCUUCUGUAGAACAAAAAGAUGUGGAUAUUAAGCGUGCUCAAAGUCCCAGCUUCCUAAGAAAUUCUGACAAAAUGGCUGCCUUGGAACAGGGACGACUCAGCCCUCAUACACCUCAUUCGCCAAAGUCGCCUAGGGUGUCACCAAAACAUUUGUCUAAACCAAGCAGCGCUAACAUCGUAGCAGCUAAAUCGGAUUCUGGUCUUUCAUCAAUGAGUGGAUGGAGUAGUCUUGAUAAGUCACCAAGUUCACCUAAAAAUUCGAUCACCAAGAUGUUGACCUCCUACUCAUUGGAUCACGGUAGAUCAUCGCUUGCUCAGACCACGCAACCAAUCAGAACUGCUAGUCCAAUAGCCGUUAUUCAGGAAUCGAAAAGCUCGAUCAUUACUCAGGAACCUUUGUACGAUACUCCAGAAGGUAAAGACGCUUUACUCGCAGCUACAAGUCAGUAUAAUGCAGUAGUUAAUCAUUUAUCAUCUCUUACUUCAAUCAAGUCUCCCAUUGUUCAAGAUGAUUAUAAUUUCGUCCCUCCUCCAGCUCCUGGUGCACCCACCUGUCAGAGUCCCAAGAAGCGAGGGCGUCAGCUUAGCUUUGAUGAAGGUACAAUUGGAAGCACAGUUGACUUUCUGUACAGAUCAGAACAACCAGCAAUAUAUUCUGUAGCAGGAAGCAAUCGCACUCAGGCAAUGGCUAAUGUUUAUACCACUGGUGCCGGAGCAUACGGACCUAGAACAACAACUACUGGAUACUAUCCGGAUGCGAUGGAGCAGUUUGCUAAUUUUGAAACGUACAAUGCCUCUCAAUAUGAUGACACGCAACCAUCUACUGGAUUAUCACGUGGGAAAAAGGCACCAGUACGUGCCAUGUCUUACGGAGACUCAAUGACGAAUGCAGAAUGCAAAGCUGCCAUGUAUCGAAACAUGUUUCCUACAGGAAAUAUUACAGAUGCUCUCUCCUACUACCCAACUAGUGCAAAUCUUCCCAGAACUGAAACCGAAUCUUCCUGGCUUAACUCAAUGGAUAGCCACAUACCACAUGAUUCGACAUCUUCCAGCAUCAGGUCGAUGGCGUCUGAGGGGAGCUAUAUGCAGAGUCCCUACGGAGACAGGCAAUAUCCACAACCUCCGGCCUAUCAAUCGCAUCAGUAUCAUCACAGCUACUCAAAUCAAAACUACACACAAGCUUAUCAACAACAGUAUCAGCAGUAUCAGAUGAGCCAACGCCUCGCUGCUGCGGAAAAUGCACAAUUGACAGAAGGUUACCAGAGGCAAUGGCAAAGAGAGCAUCAAUAUUCCCAAGAUAACGAAAUCAGAAAGCCAGCAACGGAUCUGUCUCAACAACCAGGAGAGUUUUACGAUGCAUCCAGCGUCAUAGUUUCUCAAUCAGGGUAUAUCAGUAUUUCCGCAGACAUUAAGGACCACGAGUUAGAGACUAGUAAAAUGUCUAAGAAAAUUAGAAGAGGAUCGUCGCUUAAAAAUGCAAUGAGUUCGAUGAGUAAUUGGCUUCCGGAUUUGCAUUUGCCCAGGAGACAUAGAAGUCAAUCUUUACCUGGUGGAGUUCAAAGAGAGGAUCUUGAGGAAUCACAACAAGAAGCCUUAGCUCAACAGAGGGCAGAAGUAAUGACAAAUAGAGGGCGAGGUCGGCAUCAGGCUGCUAGAAAAAAGAAAAAAAAUUUAGUUUCUACCGUUUCUGGAAUAUUGCAAAAAGCCAAAAGAAGAAACAACCAGUCAUCUCAGUCCUUAUCGGAUCCGGAAAUAUCCGAAACAGAGUGGAGCAGUGGCAGACAAAGUGGUUUAUCGGAAGAUGAAGAUAGUAUACUCUCAGAUGCUAACCAGGGCCCGCCUUUCUUCGCAAAAGUAAAAUCCAGCAGUAUCAAAAGAAAGUCACCACAACAACAAAUUAUUUCUCAACAACAGCAACUUAUUCCACAACAACAACAACAUUUACAACAACAGCAAUUUCAGCAACAACCCCCAGUUCAUCAACCACCUCCACUUACUCCUCAACAAAGAGAGUAUCUACUUCAACAACAGCAGCUAUUACAAGAACAACAACAGGCGCUUCAACAACAAAUUCAACAACACCAAGAACAACUCCAAAAGAAAGUUGCAGAAGAGCAUUGGUUACAGGAAAAAGAGAAUGAGCAACGGAAAUCUGAGUUAAGCGAAACCGAACUAUCAGACCAGGUGUGUGGUGUCGAAGAAGAAGCGUCUGGUAAGAGUACUGGUUCCGGGUCAGGAGGAUCCACUAUAUUUCCCACUGUAGGCGAUUUCAAAAAAUCUACCGGUAGCUCUGACGAAGCCCUAAACGAAAAAGCCCCCAAGAUGCCCCCCGUUACUCUGAUGGGAGGCGCGAGCAUGGAAUUUGCUGUAUCCAGAGCGCUAGGAAAAUAUCGACAAAGACAGUCCUCUACAGUAUCUGAUGAACAAGGAAUUAAUGAUGAUGGAAGUAUUGACAAAAAAUCUGAUGAAGGUAAUCAACAAUCCUUAGAUGCAAAUUUUGAAUUCCAAGAAGAUUUUUCUGAAAAAAGUGAGAAAAGUGAAAAAUCCAGUGGAACCAAGGCACCAGAAUUGGUAAAUAGCAUUUCCGAAGAAGCACCAAAUUCUGAAGGUAGUCCUUCUGCAUCGAGCACAAGAGGUUAUGGUCCUCCGAUAGGUGGUAGCACUCGUUUCCUCCCUAGACAUCAACAAUCUCUAGAGAUACCUUGGGGAGGAUCUAGAAGUGGAGAAGGAGACGAAGACAACAAAAGUACUCAUUCCUAUAGAAGUACAUCUCGAGUUUCUUCCAGGCGCCAAAGUACUGAAGACUCAAUUGACUCCGAGGAUGAAUGGUACUGUUACGAGCUGAGGAAACUCGAAGAACUCGAAAGGCAAUCAGAAGUUGAAGUGGAGAUGGGUGAGCUUUUAGUUGAGGCUCCAGAAGAAAAUGAGCCUUACAAGCCAGAUGAGGACGUGAAAGAAAGAAUGUCCUUCGUACUUCGAGAGCUGAAACUCAAAGCAAGAUCUAAAGACCAGGAGGAGGAGAAAAGAGAUCUGAUGAAAGAAGAAACUCGUGCAAUAAAGAUGAACGGAACAGUGAUAGGAAGAGAUCCUCGCCUUCAGAAUGGGGAGAAACAUCGAGAUGGAAAACCGAUCCCCAAAAAGAAGCCAAUCGAGAGUAUCGAAUCAGUUUUCGCCAGGGUGACUGAUUAUCACACUUGGGCCCACGAGGAAGAAGCCAAGAAGGAAAAGAAAUCCAUUCCGACAGAAGAAGGUUCUUCAGGUGAAACUUCCGGACCCGACAGUCCGGUGCAUUCAAUGGACGAGGACGAGGACGAGUUGCAGAAAGAUCUAGAUGAGCACCAGUCUCGUAGAAGUUCAAGCGGUUCCACCCUACGACAUAGUGAGAAACAUCUUCAGGGCUCCGAUUCGCUGUCGCGUGAAGGUAGUGUAAGUGUACCACCUAGCGAGGUCUCAGUCAGUAUCCCUGGUGGCUGGGAUUCUGAAAGCACUGUCGUUGAAGGCGAACGAGAUGACGCUGGCAGUGCGGAAACUGGAACCACCGCUACUCUAAGUCUUCCAAAAAUCAAGAUUGACUCCUCAUCGUGUGGGAGUUCCGACAUUACCCUGAAGGAAGGUCAAGUCAGUCCAGGUCCUCCCGGAUCUAAGUGGAAGCUGCUCAAGGCGCUCAAGGAACGAAAGGCGGAAGAAAAACUUAAGGAGGUCGAAGAUGCCUCUAAAGAGGCCGCUGCCCUUACUCAGGGACCGACGACAAAUGGCAGCGGUCCGGGAGGAGAAUCUGGGGGAAGAGCAAACGGACAUCCAGGAGACAAUCCCUUCUACAGCAAUAUCGACAGCAUGCCGGACAUUCGACCGCGUCGGAAGUCGAUACCAUUGGUCUCUGAGCUGGUCUUGAAGACAAUGGCUGCAACCAAAAGGAAUGCUGGUCUAACUUCUGCCGUACCCCGAGCAACAUUAAACGACGAAGAAUUGAAGAUGCACGUGUACAAGAAAACGCUCCAGGCAAUGAUUUAUCCGAUCUCGUCUACCACACCUCACAACUUUGUUACCUGGACUGCCACUUCUCCGACCUAUUGUUAUGAGUGUGAAGGAUUGCUUUGGGGUAUUGCAAGACAAGGAGUAAGAUGCAUGGAAUGUGGUGUCAAGUGCCACGAAAAGUGCAAGGAUCUGCUCAAUGCUGAUUGUCUUCAAAGAGCGGCCGAGAAAAGUUCGAAACAUGGAGCAGAAGAUAAAGCGAACAGUAUAAUCACCGCCAUGAAAGAGAGGAUGAAGCAGAGGGAACGAGAAAAACCGGAAAUCUUCGAGCUUAUCCGGUCAGUCUUUGGGGUCGACGACAAGUCCCACAUUGGUCACAUGACUUCAGUGAAGCAAUCAGUACUGGAUGGCACCAGCAAAUGGUCUGCGAAGAUCGCCAUUACAGUGAUCUGCGCUCAAGGACUAAUUGCCAAGGAUAAGAGUGGAACUUCCGAUCCAUAUGUCACAGUUCAAGUAGGAAAAGUGAAGAAACGAACGAAAACGAUGCCACAGGAGUUGAAUCCAGUCUGGAAUGAGAAGUUUUACUUCGAGUGCCACAACUCAUCGGACAGAAUAAAAGUCCGUGUGUGGGAUGAAGAUAACGACUUAAAGUCAAAAUUGAGGCAGAAAUUGACGAGGGAGAGUGAUGACUUCCUGGGUCAAACCAUCAUCGAGGUUCGAACUCUCAGUGGUGAGAUGGACGUCUGGUACAACCUGGAGAAGCGAACAGACAAAAGUGCAGUCUCCGGAGCAAUAAGGCUUCAUAUUAGUGUCGAAAUCAAGGGAGAAGAAAAGGUGGCACCUUACCAUGUCCAAUACACGUGCCUUCACGAAAACCUCUUCCACAGCCUUUGCGAAGGAAACAGUGGAAUGGUGACUUUACCUCAAGCCAGAGGCGACGACGCUUGGAAGGUUUAUUUUGACCCUCCUGGUGAAGAACUCGUUGACGAAUUUGCCAUGCGAUACGGAAUUGAAAGCAUCUACCAAGCAAUGACACACUUUCACUGUUUGUCGACGAAGUAUCUUUGUCCAGGAGUUCCAGCGGUGAUGUCGACUCUCCUAGCAAAUAUUAAUGCCUACUAUGCUCAUACGACAGCAAGUUCUGCCGUCUCAGCCAGUGAUAGAUUCGCCGCCAGUAACUUCGGGAAAGAGAAAUUCGUUAAGUUGCUGGACCAACUGCACAACUCUUUAAGGAUAGACCUCUCUAUGUAUCGAAACAACUUCCCAGCCUCGAGUCAGGAGAAACUAAUGGACUUAAAAAGCACAGUAGACCUCCUAACCAGUAUAACUUUCUUCAGGAUGAAAGUCCAGGAACUAACAAGUCCUCCUAGAGCCAGUACAGUUGUAAAAGACUGUGUUAAAGCCUGCCUUCGAUCAACCUAUCAAUUCCUCUUCCAAAAUUGCUACGAACUCUACAACAGAGAAUUCCAGGUGGAUCCCAGUGAGGCAAAAAGGGAUCCAGAGGAUCGAGAGCCUGGCCUGGAAUCUCUGGAUUUCUGGCACAAAUUGAUAGCAUUGAUAGUAUCUGUGAUCGAAGAAGACAGAACCAGUUAUGCACCUGUGCUCAACCAAUUUCCUCAGGAACUUAAUAUCGGACAAUUGUCUGCUGCAACAGUCUGGUCUUUAUUUGCAGUGGACAUGAAGUAUGCCUUGGAUGAGCAUGAGCAGCAUAGACUCUGCAAGUCGUCAGCUUACAUGAAUUUGCAUUUCAAGGUCAAGUGGCUUUACACAAACUACGUUCAUGAUGUGCCACCUUACAAAGGCGCUGUUCCUGAAUAUCCAGCUUGGUUCGAACCUUUCGUUAUGCAGUGGUUGAACGAGAAUGAUGAUGUCUCUCUGGAGUAUCUGCAUGGAGCUUUUAGCAGAGAUAAAAAGGAUGGGUUUCAAAGAAGCAGUGAACACGCCCUCUUCAGUGUUUCUGUGGUUGACGUAUUCACCCAAUUAACUCAGUGCUUCGAUGUAGUUUCAAAACUAGAAUGUCCUGAUCCCGAAAUCUGGAAGAGGUAUAUGAAGAGGUUCGCGAAAACAAUUGUCAAGGUCCUAGAAGCUUAUGCAACGAUAGUGAAGCAAGAGUUUCCGAGUCAUCUUAAAGACGAGCGUAUCGCUUGUAUUCUGAUGAACAACAUCCAGCAGCUGAGAGUCCAACUUGAGAAGAUGUUUGAAUCAAUGGGUGGAGAAAAGCUGGAACAGGAUGCAGCGGACAUAUUAAAGGAAUUGCAACAACAACUAAACGGAGCCUUGGAUGAUCUGGCGAUGCUGUUCGCCAGGAGCCUCGAACCUAGGAUAACAGUUUCCGUCCGAGAACUUGGAGACUUGCUUGUUGCGAUAAAGGGAGGUGGACAAAUAAAUCAACCAGCUCCGAGAAUGAAUGUUUCCGUGGAAGCUGAUGAAGUCCUCAGACCACUGAUGGAUCUUCUUGAUGGAAGUUUAUCACUUUAUGCCCAGUCUUGCGAAAAGACGGUGCUGAAGAGGCUGCUCAAGGAAUUAUGGAAAAUUGUAAUGAGAAUUCUUGAGAAGACUGUCGUACUACCUCCAAUGACUGAUAAGAGUAUGAUGCUCAAGAAUCUGACAGACAACGCGAAGAAUUUAGCUGCGAAUGCAAAGAUCGAAGACAUGUCAAGGAUAUUCAAGAAUCACAUGGCAGGAAAACCAGACGUGAAAGGCGCUCUCAGCGGUGUGAUGGACAUCUCUAAAGAGGUCGAAAAGAACCUUUCGCCAAAGCAGUGUGCAGUUUUGGAAUGUGCUCUUGAUACCAUCAAGCAGUACUUCCACGCAGGAGGAAAUGGGCUAAAGAAAACAUUCUUGGAGAAGUCGCCAGAGUUACAGAGUCUUCGAUAUGCUUUGAGUCUGUACACCCAGACGACGGAUACACUCAUCAAAACCUUUGUCACUUCUCAAAUCAGCCAAGUGCCUCUGAACGAUGCGACAACAAUGAAUCAGCGUCAGCGCUCGAUGAGCAGCGAAAGGGGUGAUGAAGGAGAGGGACUCGAGGGUAUGGAAAGCCUCGAGGAACCCCUUCGCCAGAGCAAGCCCCCUCUCCGUCGGGAAAGUCGUCAAGAUACCGCUGGGUCAGAAGACGGUUCUGUGGGCGAAGUCAGCAUCCAGGUUGAUCUUUUCACGCACCCUGGUACUGGAGAACAGAAAGUUAGCGUCAAAGUCGUGGCUGCGAAUGAUCUAAAAUGGCCCUUAGCUGGAGGAAUGUUUAGACCAUUUGUUGAAGUUAACCUGAUUGGACCACAUCUAGCAGACAAAAAGAGGAAGCAUGCGACCAAGUCGAAAAGCAAUAAUCUGUCUCCAAAGUUCAACGAAACCUUUCACUUCAUAAUUGGAAACGAGCAGAACCUUCUGGACUACCUCGAGUUGCACAUCUGCGUGAAAGACUACUGCUUCGCCCGAGAAGACAGACUGGUUGGAGUGGCAGUAAUGCAGCUGAAGGACAUUGUCGAACAAGGCUCCUGUGCUUGCUGGUUGUCGCUUGGUAGGCGAAUCCAGAUGGAUGAGACGGGUUGGACCAUCCUACGAAUUCUCUCGCAGCGAAACAACGACGAAGUCGCCAAGGAGUUCGUGAAACUAAAAAGUGACAUCAGACAGGAGAAUCCUCUGCCGAAUCCCACUUGAAGCGAUGAAUGAAGGAACAAGAAAAUCAACAGCAGUGUAACUAGUCCUUCAAGCUUCGAAAGAGCCUCAAGGUGAAAAGGAUUUUCCUAAGUCCCUGAAAAUGACGAGACCCACAGAGGAAAAUGUUUUGUCCCUAAAGCACAAAGCCUUGUCAUGAAGACUGAUGAGAUCCGCAUUUCGUGUAAAACCUGGAAGAAAAUUCAGUGAACAACUUUAGAACCUUUGAACUUGAAUCCAAAGUUUUCCUUCAGAAACUGCUGACAGGAUCUUGUCCAUCAACGAGUUCUUCCUUCUUUUUGUACAAGAACUUUCCUUCUUCCAUCGGAGGAAAGCCAUCGGAAAUGUCCAAGGAUCUAAAUGAAUAGAAUUCUGAGAAACACCAGCGCCGAGACACUAUAUAGAGCUUCGAACUCUUCCUUGUUUAAGCGCAAAGCGGUGUCUCAAAAAUACGUACAUAUGAAAGGUGAAACACUGCUGCCAGUACGCAAUAUUUUUAAGGUAUAAAGUGAAGUUGAAAGUUGAAUUGAAUGAUACGAGCUCGUCUGCGGAGAGUGACGAGGGACUCGAAAAUAUUAGUUAGCUUUAAGAAAAAUGGGUCUUUGAGACGACUCGUUGUUCCAGACACACUUAAGAAUUUAAGUCUGCGUCCAAAGUGACAUAAGAAGCGAGGAAGUCGAGGAUAGAAGUAGCAAGAAGAAGAAACUUCAUGCUGAGGUCUGCGUCGACUUUUUCGCAAGAAAGAAUGAGUUUACUGUAGAUAUAUGAUGCGUUGUUGACGAACAAGUUUUUCUAAUACAGAAUAAGGUAGCAUUGCGUACGACCAAUAGGUGCACCUUGACGUCACUCAUGGUGCGCCACUAGUUCUAAUAAACAUUAUACUGUAACGAAUGUUCUUAUCGUAAGAGUAUCAGGUCGAAGAAUCUGUCUGCUGUGGGGAAUGAUUUCGGAUUCCAGUUGCAAAUAAGAAUUUUCGGAAAUUUGUGCUUCUCCUGCGAACGUCGAUACUCAAUUGCUCAUCCUCUUCAUCAUUCCUAAGACAUGUAAAUGCUCGAACGCCAACGCAGACGCACACGCGUACGCCACACAGUUUGAAACGAGUUUCACGUUAUAUUUAGUGCAUUACAUCCGUACAGUGAUCUGGAAUAGGAAUUUACUGUUUAUAAUCACCCAAGGGUCGUAUUUCUUAACCGAUUACAAUUUUCUUAUGAAUUCUCAGCAUUAAAAAAUGAGUUUUUCUAGUAGUUAAUUUGAUUUUUCUGGCUAAAAGUAAUUAACCAUUUUCUUCAAAGGCAUUUAGAAUAUUUUGAGAUUUUUCAAAAAUUAAUAAUAUAGAUCGUUAAUAACGUAGAUCUUUUUAACCAUUUUUUUAAUCAAUUUAUUUAAGAAUAUUUAUCACGAAAAAAGUAAUAGCACAAGUGGCAACUGCGGAAAAAUGGCCAUAGAGUCCAUGUAGUAGACAAUUGCUUUCUUAAUCCUAUUUCUUGUGUAGUAUACAUAAAGAAUUGUAUUGUAUAACAACGAAUUGAAAUUUAAUUAAACUGCAUAAGAAUUUAAUUAAUUUUUGUCAUUUAAUCCGAUCGAAAUUUUAAUUGUUGAACAUAGAGAUUCAUGUCUCAAUCUAUUAUUCUCAUUUCAACAUAAACUUUUCUACUAUGUUAAUUGGUCUGCUCAUGAAACUUAAUGGGUAAAGAAUUAUUUAUAACCUUAUUAGUUAUUUAGAAGUUUAUUACUUAAUAAAAAUUUUCAUUAUUAUUAUCGUUCUAAUAGUAAAUUGCAACUAGUUUGAGACAGAGUAAAUUUUUUCUAUAACAAAGUGACAUACGGUGGGUUUUGUUUCAAUAAAUUGUUUGUAAUAAUUUAACAGAAUUGUAAUACAAUAUCUCUGAUUUUUUAGUCUUUCUGCACUAGUUCUGACUAACAAUCACUUUAUCUCCGAAAUGAAUUCCGAGGUCGAAAAUCAUAUCGCUGAAAUGAACCAUUUUGUAGCUGUAUUUGCACAAGUAUUGUUAAACAAAAAACAAACAUACACAUUGGGUCCCUUGCAUUCAAUUGUCCCUCUUAAAUUGGUAAAGAAAUGGAUCCUGUGAACCUAUUUGUCCGCAAAAGUCCAUUUCUCGACUACUACUAUGCAGCUACUCAGCGAGAAACUCGUACACUGGUAUUUCUAUCCAGACCCUAACGCAAAACGUAGCUACGCUAGUUUAGGUGCAUUCGAGCAAGUACAGGCCUUUAUUUCCUAAUUUUAAAUGUUUCAUGCUUGGCUUGCAUCUGAAAAUUGAGAAAUUUCUCCAACGAUUAGCUCUUGCUCAGUGUUAUCCUCGUCAAUUUUUAAAAAAUAACUUACAAGCACUUGUAACGCAUUUUUUUUAAUGGUAACGAGCCGAGCACUGAUUGAAUUUUAAAACUUGGAUUGGAAUUGAUGUGACGACGUGCGCACGAGACAAAACAAUUAUGUUGAACACUAUUUUCGAAUCUCCUGCGUGAAAAACAAAUGCACGUUACUUCGAAUUUAUUAAAUUCCAUCAUUCCGAGGCAAGUUUUUCCCGAUUCGAUCCAGUUUCUACUUCGUAACAUAUGUAUAGGUCAAAAAUUCAAAUUGUGUAUAGCAUUUAAAGUUAACGUAGCAACGAGCGCGGAAUUUUCCAGCGGAGUAUCAUUAACAAAAAGGAGAAAUGUAGAGAAAAUUUCAGCAGAUCCUUCGUAGAUCGUUGAUAUUUAAUUCUCAUUUAAUUUCUAAACUACAAGAACUUCUGCUGAAAUGUCAAACCAGGAAUAUAUUAUUUCAAAUAUUCUCAAAUAUUCUGGAGAGCUCUAUUUCUUCUUCGUGUGAAAUCAAAGUUUCAAUUCGAACGUCAUUAUCAGUGAAUUCGCGAUCUCGUCAGAAUCUUCAUUUGUAAAUUUUUCCGUUGCCUAAAUAAGGAUGUAGAGAUACGAAAAGGCUGCAUUCAGUCGGUUUCCUCGACGUUGAUAUUUAGAACUUGUCUUAUUUGUAAAGAAAGAAAUAUUAAAAUUGUUGAUUUUUAAAUUACCCUGUUUUUUCUAUAUUCUUAUUAAUCUUAAGGAAUUUGAAGAUUCGAUUUAAUAUAUUUGAUUGUUGUAAUAUUGCAACGCAGACGAAACCGAUACAAAUUUCCUUCUUACUCUUAGCUUGUAUUCUUAUGUCGUAAGCUAAACAAAACAUCUCACAUAUUCUGUGAUAAUUACCCCUAAAUAUACACAUACUCGAGAUCAAAUUUUACUUGAAGACAACAUUUCUUCACAAAUAUCCCAUACGAAUAUUUACACCAUGUACAAUUACAUAUAAAUUUACAUAAAGACAUUUUCCAUCCCAAAAUCAGUAUUCUUCUCUUUUAAAAAAUCAUUUCGAUUCCCUUUCGACGUAUACACUCAUGACAAAAUAAGGAGAAAAGACAUGGUAAUGCUUGCAAAUUCUCGGAAAGAUAACCUCAUAAUCUGCAGACAAAAUCAGCAUUUGUUCGAAAAUUGUUCAAUCAAAUGAAAGCAGUUGAUAGCUUUCUAAUUUAAAGCAUCAAAACUACUUGACUUUCAAUAUGACAUUUUCUUAAUUUCGAAACUUCAAAUUUGAAGAAGGUAGUUUCAAAAAUUUGCUUUAUCGUCUUGAAAGCUUCGAAGUCUUCGAAUUUGAACUUACUAAGUAGAACAUAUGAGUGCAACGAGGGUUUAACCAUUUUUUUUCGGAAUUUAAUUGGAUUCUUGUACAUUUUUUAAAGUCUUUUUAAUUCUUUUUAAUUUUUUAAUUUU